AUGGUUGCAAGACGGGGUGAGUGAGAAAACCUCUGACAAACACACACACACACACACACACACACACAGUCCUUCUCUGUCUUUUAUGCUCUGUCUCUCAACCUCCAGCUAAGAACAAAUGUCUUUACUGAUCUUUCGGGACAUUUCUUUCACAUUGUGGCUGAUGACUGACAGUUGCUCUUCUUUAUUAACUCUCAGCAGAUGUUAUACUGCCUCUGUUCUAUAUUAACUUGAAGGUUUUGUGCUGCAGUUUACAGAGAGUGUGCAUAUAAUUCUGGUCUCAGGACACUGCGGCAGUACUGAAAUCAACCUCUGUUUGUUUUUCUUUGAUUUGCAAGUAAAGCAUACUCCCAGCAAGCGCAGCGUGGAUUUGUUUCAUUUUGAGGUGUACGUGUCUUAAGAGACGAAGACGUCAGGUUUAUGUGAGGUGUAGGUGUGUUUACCAAAAACCAAAUCCCCAGGAGGAGCAUCAAAGCGCUGCUGUCCUCAUAAGGUCAUUGUGCACUCAACAGUGUUUAAUAGGAUGUGUUUUCUGCCCUGGGUUGUCUCUGCAGGACACCACUAAAGCAGUGGGACAAACAUCAACUGGCAGCAUUUGUGAUGCUGGACAGGAAGGUGAAGCGAAGCACUGAUGGCAAGCAAGGGCAGAGAAGUUUAACAGACAACAUUAACUAAGACGCCUUGUCAGAAAUAAGGAUUAUUGCUAAUGAGUCUUACACGUACAAAGAAUUUUAACUUAAUGCAUAAAAGUUGCAGAAAAUACAAGGAAUCUGACUUAAGUUAAUUGUUUUUUAAAAAAGUAAAAGCCUGUAUAUCAAAAAUUUCCAAGAGGGGAAAAACUGUUUGAUUCAUUUUGAGGCUAGAUCAAACUCACACUCUCUCUCUCGAGGGGUUUGUGCCAUUUUCUGUUCACAACAGCAAAAGAUAUGAAGAAAUCUUUCCUGCUUGUCCGAGUGCACAGACCCUGGCAUAACGGUAGAUUAUCUUGUUGUCAGAACAAGUGAUAUGUGACAUUUUGCACUUGUUUUUGCACACGGCUGUGGCAUACCAGAUGGGGAUGUCCAGGUCAACAGUUUAGAAGAGCAUCUUUAUUGACUGUAGCAGACUGAACCCCUUCACCCGCCGCAGAGAGAACAUCCUCUGCUGUGCCCACUUGUCAAGGGCGUUUAUGUUGAGCUCACACUGCAGGUUUUGGGUGAUAGCCAUGCUCAAAAGUAGGGGUGGGAGAAAAAAAUCGACAAAGCAUAGUAUCGCGAUAUUUUGUCUGGUGACAUAUCAUUUACUAAGUAUCGAUUUUUCAAAUUAAUUGCUAAUUUGAAGUAAAAUCUAUGAUAAUGGAAGAACAAAAUCAACUGUUUGUCCAGUGAGGUUUUCAGAGGUCACAUUAUAGAGCAAAAGAAAGUUAGUACAACAAAAAUAUAUUAAAGAUCUGUAAGAUGUGCUACAUGAAAAUAAAAUACUGCGUAAAUAAGACAAACAUAAAGGAAAGACAAAUGCUGAUUUAGUUCAACAGUUGAAAAAAUUGUAUAAAUCGCAAUAUAUUGUAUCGCAAUACUCGCUGUAUUGCAAAAUGUUAAAAAUCGCCUAUCCAAAAGUGGAGGGGCCUUGAUAGGCGAAAAAAGCUGUGCGUUAUUGUUUCCAUUUCAAACAGUUCAGCGUUUCCCAGCUUUGCAGCACUGUUUCAGCAGCAAAGAAUUUUUUUUUCCGCCUUAGCCCUUUGUGAGAUUCAAAGACAGAUAAAUAUCAGUCUGAUCCCAUUCUCUACACUGCAUGCCCCAAGCAGGAUAAAUCAAGUGCAAGAACUUCAAGAAUGGACACAAUGAUUCAUGCCCCUUUCCUCCAGAGGCAGAACCAGUUGAUGCCAAUUAAUACCAGCCAAAAGGCAAAGCCAAUCCUUGAACUACCUUUAGUUUUGUUUGAGCAGACUAUCAGUUGUCCGUCUGAAUAUUCAAGCCGACAACUUUCCAGCCGUUUCAGCAAACAACCCCAUGACUUAUAGACAACAUUCAGGGAGGCGCUGACUUAAAUAAGAAACUGUUUCUGUUGUUCAUCUACCAGUUUUACUUACUUACUGACUUGGUUAAAACUUUGUGAAUACCAAAACGUAUAUCCAGCUCUGUAGCGAGAAACAACUUGCAGUAUCCUCUUAUGUAUCAUGUCUGCAGAAAAAGGUCAGAUAACUUAUUUUUCAUAAGGAUAAGGAUACUUGUCAUGUCCCUGUCAUUCAGAUUAUACCAAUCAUUCACCUUAUGAUAGCAGUGCUGUUGUCCUCUCUUUAAAGAAACCUAAAAACAGCCAUGAAAUUGAUGGGAAAAGUAAACCUAGCAAUUGUUUUGGCAGCAGAUGUUACCUCCCCUAAAUUGGGGAGUCACAGCAGGUGAUGGGGGCAUAUGGGGCUUGGCUCUUCCUUAAAUUGGGAUCUUUCUUCACUGUCUUGGGAUGGUUGAGCUCAAAGUUGUUUUGUCUGCACCCAGUCACCAGAUGGUGAAUCCCUUGCCAGUAGCUAGACCUCAUCCUCAUGAAAGAUGAACCCAGUGAGGGUAAUGUUGUCUUCAGACUUCAGGGGCUUGACACACUGAUGGUCGUGGGUGCAGAUGUUUGUUUAUUUUAGAAAAAAAAAAAGGCAAAGAGGGAAAAAUGCCGGAUCAAGGGGUUUUACUGUUAACUGUCCAAGACUCUAAGACUUUUCGCUAAAGCUUUACAUGCCUCUUCUUGUCAGACUGGAGAUCUGUGAUCCACCUGUAGGUGGAGUCAAGCACAUUGAACUGACAGAGCUGCUUGCAGCAGAGCCAGGAUGGUGGUGUUGCAUAUACAGCUUAAGCCCACAAACAGGAUCCUGGCUUAGGUUCCUAAAAAGCCCAGGUGCUGGAGGAUGAGUUGGAGUGUUGUGUUGAUUGCAUUGCUUCAGGUCAACACCAUGACUCAGUGAUUGCUUUGAUUUACAGGGCAAGGUGCUUAAAUGACAUGAUCACCUCAGAGGUCAGGGCAACAAGCCUGCAGUCAUUAGGCCCUGGAGUCCAUGUUUUGAGGUCGCUCUCCACAAAAGAAAGAUUUUGUCUGUUCCCGGGAUUCAAAGUUUUUAAAUCAGUAGAGAAUUUGCAAUUUGGUUUCCAUCUCAUACAGUGACCAUUUUAAGGACAAAAGAAUAAAUUUAGGGACAAAAGUAUGGCAAGACAUUCAACUUCUUGUGCCUGCAGAGAUGAAGGGUAAGACUUUUUGCAAGUGAAAUUACUCAAAGAUAUUUCAUGAAAAAUUAUGUGAAAAACAAAAUAAUAAUUUGAGAAGCUGCAUUCAGAGAAUAGACGAAAAAAUCAAUAAUUUUUCAGCAACUUCUAAUCUACUGAGAUUCAAUUUGGUUAUCUGUCUUGCUGGUUAACACAACUAGGUCUAUACCCUGAAGGCCGCUUUGUCAUUGGCUUUAUAUGGUGAAACAGGGAAACUCCAGUUAUUGGAUGCUUAAAUGCUCUCUGCACUGAGGAUGCCUGUCAAGUUGGCUGAAGUUGAGAGGUACAACAUCCUCAGGACUCUUCUGCAAAGUGACUGAUACAAUCAGGGCAAAAACCAAAAGCUUUUAAACCACCAUUCAAGUUAACAGCUGGUUUUACUCAACAGAGUCCAGUCGUUAUAACCAGUUUAACCAAAACACAACCUACAUACAACUUUAUCUUCACUCUCUAGAUCAAAAUAUUGCCCCACGCUAUGACAUACCUUCUGACAUCUGUGCUUGAGCAGUUCGACAUGAAGGCAGUGUACAUUGGCUGGAGUGACAGCCCCAGCUAGUGGGGGUUGGCCAUAAUAACAAGUGUCUUAGCGCUACAAUAAUAAUAAAGAAAAUGUUCAACCAACUCGAGCAAGGGUGACAUUAUUUAAUGGUUCAGUUGACUGAACAUGUGUACUAGUUGAUCUCAGCCACAAACAGCAAAUUUUAUUUACAGGAUAUCCCAAUGAAUUAAAAGACACGAAAUCAUCUGAUGCAAAGCUUUUCAAUAGAUACACAGAUGAUACAGGUAUCAUUAAUAGUUCAUUAUGAUAGACACACCAAAGUAUGGAUGUUCCACAGUAACUGAUUUCCUAAUUGUUUAUAAAUUCAAACAAAUGACGAGCCUAAAGACAAGAAAAAACCCAGAAAAAAGUCAAAAUAAAGCAUGAUCUGUUUACCCCAACUCAAACUGGGUCACAGACUCUGCAGGUGAACAUUGUUGAGUUGGUUUGGCAAGUGUGGUGAUGUUUAUAUCGCCAGUAACACCAGUGUUUGGUCCGUUUUACAGCCUCACUUCUCCAGUACACUUCAUAGUUGGUUUUGUAUUAUUGUGUUGUAUUUUGUAUUGCAAAAAACCUCGUGAUUACUUUGCACUAAAAUAAAUACGACUGCAAAGCAUGAGGGCUUGGCGCGUGUUUGAGAUGUGUUACUUAAGGUCAGCUAUUUAUGUCUGAUUGCAGGUUAGAUCCAGCUUUAUUCAAGCUCCAUGUGGAAUGAGAGGUUUCAGGAUUUCUCUUCACCACGAGGGCAACAUUUCAUAUAACAGACUUUUAUCAUGCAUUUCUUUAAGUACAGCAUCUGUAGGUUAAAUGUCUUUUUUUCUGUCUCUCCCAUUCAUCCAUCCCGUUUUCCCCCCUCUCAUCAUUCUGCAACUACGCACCCACUCAAUACCCCAUAACCCUCCUCUCCUCUUCAUUAUUUCCUUGGCUUUGUAAGACCCCCUGGUGAAUCCUGGCAUCACACUCCCAUUUCAAAGGAAUGAAAAUGCAGCGCUGGUCUGUGCCAUCAGUUUGCUCUGUUCCCCCUUUCAUCUGCCUGGACAUAUUAAGACGAGAAAUCUGAAGCUCUGCAGCGGCUCCCACAUGAAUCAGUCUGAGCCCCCCAGUGGGAACGUGUGCUGGUCAUUUCAGGUCCCGUUUCAGACGAGGACAGAGAGAGGACGGAGAUUAAGUUAGAGCAAGUCCGAGUGGCAAGAGGUAGUGACAGAGAGACAACUUAAAGAGAGACUGAAGGGGAAAGAGGUCAUGUGGCUUAUUUUUCGGGGACACAACAGUUUGUUACUUUGGAGUCCUUGUUUUCAAAGGACACCGAGUGCCUUAAUUAAGCAGCUUUGAUCUUCUACCAACAAGUAUAAAGGAGGGAGAGGGUGAAUCCAGGCAUAACACACAGCAGCUGCAGAAACACUAAAAUGUCUCUGAAAUCAUAUAAAAACUUUAAACUCUAAACUGGAGCUAUCCACUGAACACUGGUAUCAGAUGAUAUUUUCCAUUUACAGACAUCAAUCAUUGACUAAUUGUGUGCUAUGCAUCAAUUUAAAGGUGGCAUGGUUCUACUGAGCUGCUGACUAAGACCAAAGUUUGUUUUUUCCAUAAGUACAAGAAGUCACCUGUUAGACAAAGGCGAUAGUGAAAGAAAUUGUCUGCAGUGAGAGUUUUACACGAUAUGAAAAAGUUGAGUGACAUGCAGUUUAUAAAAAGUUUUAGCGCCAUUGUAAGAGAAACUUAAAUGAAGGACUGCAGUAAUGGUAAUGUUGUUUUUAUUGGCCGCACGGUAUGAUAUUAUCACGAUACUUGAGCCACUUUAUGAUAUUAUUGCGAUUUUUAACAUUUUGCAAUACAGUGAGUAUUUCGAUACAAUAUAUUGCGAUUAUUACAAUUUUUUCAACUGUUUAGCUAAUUUAGCAUUUGUCUUUCCUUUAUGUUUGUCUUAUUUACGCUGUGUUUUAUUUUCAUGUAACACAUUUUGCAUACCUUUACAUAUAUUUGUGGCACUAACUUUCUCCUGCUCCAUGAUGCCACCUCUGCCAACCUCACUGGACAGACAAUUGAUUAUUAUAGAUUGGACUUCACAUUAGCAACUAAUUUGAAAAAUCAAUACUUGGUAAAUAAGAUGAUACGAUAUAUCACAAGACAAAACAUUGCGAUACUAUUUUUUCUCCCACCCCUAUCUAAUAUGGUUGUUAUGGUGCUAUUUCUAUGAAACAUGGUUGUGUAUUUUGAUGCAUAACUAGUCAGUCACUGUCUGGAGACACAUUUUACAUCUAAUAUCUUCUGCCAAUUAGACAUCAAUAAAUAUUUAGCUAAGCAAAUACACGUGCGCUUUUUAAAUACAACACAAACCUAAUGUAAAACUACGAUUGCUCCCUUCAUGGUGAAGAUCAGGAACAAACACAGCAGAAAUUCUUCCAAAUACAAAAAUGAGAACAUCAUGGUUUAAGACCCUAAGGAACAAUCUAGCACAUUUUUGUAAAUGCUAAUAAGAGAAAAGGGUGAGGUGUUUUGGAUCAGACCUCCAGCAAUAAAAAAGAGGUUAAGAGGACCCAGGUUUAGCCAAGGCUUUGAAAGCUGAGAUAACUGGGAAAGAAAUGAGCAGAGAGUCUACAAAAAGAUACUUGUCUGGGCAAGAGGAAAGGAAGCCAACAGCGCUCACAAGAACCAGAGAAAAUUAGCUGGGGGCCCUAAAGAAGAAAAGUAUCACUCAACACAUUUAAUUAGGGCAAUGCUUACUGGGGUGUGAAAUUAAGUUUUUUCCUCACCUGCCACUGUGGCUAGUGACUAAACAUUUCAACAGACCACUCAGAUGUUGUCAGCCACUUCAGAAACCAGUCAUUGUUGUUUUAAUAACUAUGCUGCAUGUUUUUGUCUUACAGUCCUUUUUUGAGGUUAUUUUAAAUCUGCACGUCUUCUAAGCUCUUCUAUGGUAAAGUACGUGGGAGUAUAUUUGGAUAUAACUUAAAAAAUGGUUCAAACAAAUGAUGCACAGGACAGUAAACUCUCGAACAUAAUAGAGAUAGACAAACUAAGUGUAAGCAGAUGGUUUAAAUAUUCAGAAGAACGGAAAAAAAGUCAAUUACGCCAUCUUUUUACUGCAGCCUGUUAGGACACCCAACCGGAGCAUGCCAGUUGUUUAUCCAAACAAUCCGACUCCUAAUAACUUAAUCUAAUGUAGAAAACAGAAAUAAUUAUUCACAUUUUCUUUAACCAGUUUAUUCAAACAAGGUUAAAAUUUUCUCUUUGUAUUGAUGGAAAACUAGGCAACAAAAGAGACACUCAAGGUCGUCUUAACUCUCUGUAUACCUAACUGGUUGUCCAGUCUGAGAGCAAAACAUCCCUGCUGAUGACAAAGUAAGAAGGGCUCAGACUGAAUCUUUCAGACCACUGUGUUCCCCACAAACUGGCUGCACUAUUGCCUCAUUUCAUGACUUUCAUUUUUUAAAGAGAGAUAUUAAUUUAAAGAAAAAAAACAGAGUUGCAGAAAACAGGGUUCACUGAUGACGGUCCAUAUUCGGAGGCUGAGCACUGUAUUUUACAGCAGCUAAAGUCAGAUUUACACCUGGAGUUUUGGGCUGAUUCCAAUAAUCUAAAAACUUAUCUGGAUUGAGAGAGGCGUAGCUUAUUGAGAAUGAAGAAUAAUUACCUGGAUGUGUUUGCUCAGGGUUUCUCCACCCUUAGCCUUAUUUUAAAGAUUAAAAAAAAACUAUCUCACUCACAUGGUCUUUUACAAAAUUUUCUUUUUCUGGUGUUUAAUAUGUAACUUCGACCCAAUAUUCAGCCAAAAAUUAUAGAUGUGCUUUAUGUUUGUUUCAAAGUUUUUAAAACUGCAGAUUGUUUCUCAUGCUAAACUUGCAAAACAUCCAUGAACCAGAUUUUAUCGUCUCGUAACUAAAUACUGAAUGACUUUUAUGUGGCACAGAGAAAUUUAAUAAGUCUAAGAAAUGUCAGUAAUUUGGGCUGUACUGAAACAAGAAAGUCAGGUGUAAUCAAAACUCGAUGAGCGGGAAGUACAAACAAGAAAUAACUCAUUUCAAACUGAGAUGGACUACACUUUGAGCUAGCUCACUUUUAAUUGGAACUUGCAUGACAGUGCAUAACAGCUUACUUGCAGGACAUCUUUCUGUUUCAGUUUUUGAGACAACUAAACCAUUUUCCUUUUUUUUAUAUACGUUAUACGGAAAUGUCCCUGAGUUUGUUUUUCCAUAAGACCCACACAGAAAGGUUACUGACUUGCAGGCCUGUAUUUUACGGACUUAAAGAGUGUGUAGUAUCUUUCAAACCAGACUUCCCUCCACAGCAUAUCUUAAGAGAGAGAGAGAGAGAAAAAAAAACCUUCUCCAUGCACGGAUUUUAGUCUGGUAAAAGCUGUUGUUGAUGCCCUCUGCCUCCUACACAGCACUGAGAAACUUUUUGUUCAAAUCAGCAUCCGACAGUCUGGUUACAUAAGAAGUCAUCCAAGUCUACUUUCAAUUUGUUAUUCCAUAUUUAAUGUGUUUGUGGGGGAGGUGAGAGGUUUUUUUAAAGAGUAAACACCUACCUACGUACCAGGCAAUGUGCUAGAGCAGCCUGAUAUGGGAAAAAAGAAAGAGCCAUAAGGAAAGAUGCAAACUCAGAGGUCUAAGCAGCAGACUAGUGAAAACUUUAGGCGCACUUGGAGCAUAUUUAAGGGCAAAUGGACACAGAUUUUACAAAAUUCGCCGUCAUCACGUUGACUUGGUUUGUUUUUCUGGGAAAUUAGUGUAUUUUGUUCUUUCAGUAAAGUUGUAGUCUAAAGAUUAUCACAACCAAGAAUAAAAGUCUUGGAUGAGAGCUGUUUUUGCAUUUUUAAAUUUUAAUUCUGCAUCUCCAACAAGCUCUUAGUGAAUUUUGUGUUUUAGCUCUGAUCUCAACAAGCAGUCAUAAAGGUUAAAACUCAUAAAACUCUAACCAUGGGGUUUACUUGUUUAAAGUCUAUUGAACCAGACGCACAGAGUUUGGUCAUACCCUGCGCAGUUAUCUCUGUAAUUAUGUUUAAUGUUCUUUGACCAUCUUUAGCCAUGCUUGAAGAGCAGUGAAUGCAGCUCGAUGUAGCUCGGAUGCCUAAUGCAAUUUCCACACCAGGACAAUAAAAGUAAUGACAAAAUAAGCUGGGUGAGUUAAUCUGUAGUGGAGUAGAAAAUAGAAAAACUUGGCUCGACCACAUUUACACCUGGGUUUUAACUGUUAUUUGAAUCUAGAUCCUUAGAGUGGUCCGACUGUGAUCCAGUCUGCCAGACGUCCAGAGGUGGUCUGGCUCGCACUGUGAUCAGACCUCAGCCCAGUGUAAUUGCCAGGUGUAAUUUAACACACUCGGUACAAUGUGUUUCUUACAUUUGUAACAUGGUCGGUACACAGGUCAUAAAUCUCACUUUAGUUUUAUUUUGCUUUUGAAAGAGUCAUGGCUGCAAAGACUGUUGUGGCAUCAAAUGACUCUUCAGAAAUUCUGUCGCCUGUUGAGAGAGAAGGAGUGAGGAUAGUUCUCAGGUGUGUUGUUUGUGCAUCCUGGCCACGUGAGCGAUCAGGAAAAUCCAAUUAUGUGCAUUUUUCGUGUAAUUUGCAGUGUGUGUUCCUUUUGAAAGACCCUGCUUAGCUAGAAGGAAGUCAGUUUUAUCUUGAGUGAAUAUUUAAUCAGAUGAAUUCCAGGAAAUGGUGUUUCUACAGGUCAAGAUGUUGGAAUAAAAGCAAAGUGAUAUAGCCAAAAUUGGAGUGGAGGUGUGUAAUCCCAUUUUCUUUCCAUGUUUGCCCCAUUAGAGAUUAUUUAUCUGCAGUGAAGUUUGGAUUGGUUUAUGCCAUGUGGAUAUUUGUGUAGCGCUCAAUAAUGGUGAUCAAUUAAAUACAGUAUUACUAUUUUUGGGAAAGCACUGAUCAAAGACCAUAUUCUCAUGCAGCCAUCUUUUUGUCAAAAAUGUAGCGGAUAACUGUCUUGAUGGGAAAACAAAUUAUCUUUUUACUUAGUUUUCAAAAAGUAGUUAAUAAAAAUAUAAACUGGGUAAGAGGAUUGAGCCGGGAGAACAACACGUACUAACUUUUCUGAACAGUGGGAUAUCUUAAGUCUGUCCAGCCAACUCUGUGACGUGCAAAGUUGUUCAUAAGGUAUUGUAGUUGCCUACCAUGUGGAUUAUAUGACCUCUGAUCAAACUCAGCUUUAUGGACAGAUGGUACAUAAACACUCCUUUUGCCCUCCAGUGUCGUACAUAAAGAACAUCUGGUCAUCAACCGGUUUGUUCUUCAAGACUUACACGGAGGAGGACUGAAAGUAAUCACUGAAGAGAAUCAGCAACACUGUGUACUGUGAUGUGUGGUUAUGGCCUUUUGUACUCAAGGGGGCUGGAAAAAAAAAGAUUAUUUUGUCUCUUUCUGGUGGCUUAUGAAGCUGCAGGGAAAAUCAAAUUUUGUGGAUUGUCAGUAUCAUCCUCUUUUUGUGGGACUUUUUUAUUCAGGAGUUUUGUGAAGACAUUAUGCAGCUUUGGCCAUGCGAAUUCAAGUCACUGGGAUUUAACACAAUGACGCAAUGCAGUAUUUUGGGUUUUUCCUACUCCUUCCGUUGCACGCGUUGCUACGGAAAUAAAGCCCCUUUUUUACAUCUAUGUCAUCAGUGCACUUUUCAUUAGGAGUCAGAUGGCCGGAUAGCUUUGUCUACUGUUUAUACAACGCAGGUGUGCGUCAAUGUGUGUUGUCUGCGUGCAUCUGUACACAUCUCUCCAUUUUCUGCAUCAGUCUGUCUCUCUCCAAAGCUCUCCUUCCCGGGCAGUGAAUUUUAAAUGACAUUCCUCUCACAUUUUUAGGCCUGAUACGAGUCCAACUUGACACAGUCACAUCUCAGAUCUUAGUUGUUGACGUGCUGUGAGCAGGCAGGAGGCGAUGGAGCAAAGCAGAAAGCGACGGAGAGACAGACUGUGCAGCGGCAGGACUUAGCUGUGUGAAUUUGCAUCCACCCAAAAAGUUCAGAUGAGGACAGAUUGAUACUCUCUCUGCCUUGAGAUUAGCUGCAGUUAUUUUGGAAGGCUGCAGACACAAGCAAAGGGGUAAAUUUCAACCAUACAAACUGAAUCCCAUCUCUAGUAAUAAAAAUAAUAAUUAUGUGAUGAACAUAUAAUCAAAAAUUUAAUCCUAGUCUCCUCUUUUUGUUCCUCUCUAAGACAUCAAGUCACAGUGUGCAAAGUACCAUAGGGGGACCUUUAGGGCGCAUAAGGCACCGGGGAACGAGCACAUAUGGAGGUACCCAUUAGAGGAGAACAAAAGGUCUAAAGAAGAAGGAAAAGUUCAGUUCAUACAGAGAAGCUCCCCCGUGGUAAUUCUGUUGACAUAUAAAUGGCCAAAAGGCUAUAGGCCUGGAGGAAGGAUGUUCUUAACAUAAUGAGAAGCAUGUAAGUGAGGAUAAUGAGAAGCAGAAUGUAUGUGGAGGGCUCCUACGUGACUUGCAUGUGUGACAGCCCACAUAGGAAUUGUUAACAGUUAAAACUUCAUCUCCUUCUACAGCUUGUCUUACUGAACUGUUUUAAUACCGUCAUAUUAACAGAGGAAGUUGUCCUUCUGCCUUGCGACCUAUGUCCAUUGUUUUGUCUUUUGCAUUCAGUGUUGUUUUCUUUCAGGCUGCUUUUAACUAUGCAGAGAGGCCCUCUUUCUGUAGCCUACAGUAAGGCCCUCUUCAAGGAUCUGUUAACCUCAAACAGCUUUCCCUUGCCAAAACAAGAACUUUUGAAUGUCAGCCCAAUGGCUUGCCCUUGGAAUAACCACUAGAAAGCCAAAAAAAAGAAUAAGAACCAAUAGUUCAUUUUCACCCCCAAAAAUAUUCUGCUCUUCAUAUGUGAGGAGUAUGCAUAAUUGGCAAAUGUAAACCGCAGCAAAGAGUACUGUGUGAAUGCACAUUGAAUCCUUUAUACCAGGAGUUACAUGCUGUCAAAUGAGAGGAUGAACAAAUAAAGAAGUGUGCAAAUUCAUUUGCAACAGCCAGCGUGAGCCAAGAAUACACUGACCUACUUGAUAGAAAAGUUUACAGAGACAUUUGGUACAAAAACAGCUGAAUGAGCAUCUAUUUUUUUUACAUUUAAAGUUCAAGGGUGAACUUUGAGAAUAACUUACAGUAAAUUUCAAAGGACUAAAUCAUGACUAAUCCUUUUUACAGUCAGGGGGAAGUUGUCUUCUCAGAAGACAGCGAGGUUUUCUUAAAAAGGGGGCAUGCGUUUGUGAUUUGGGAUUGCAUCAGCUAUGUCUCGACUUACAAUAAAGGAGUGAUGAAUUUCCAGUUGAGGCUUAGGGGCUAGACAUGGUCCUUUUCCUGGAAGAAUCAUGGAUAACACAGUGACUCAGAUCAGCUGAAACAACACUGGUCCUGGUGUGAUGCACCGGAUGUUUUACUGCCAAGUAUACUUGAAAAUACUUGUUCAGAUUUAUUUCUUCAGCUGUGGAUAAUCUGAAAUGUGAUCUAAUUUCCAGGGUUUAUAAUUAUCUGAGAAGUGGUUAAGAAGCUCUGAAAAUAUAACCUUAACAACCUUUGACACUUUCUAAACACAAAUUUAAGUUUACAUCACGAAUCAUUUCUUUGUGUUAACUGAUAGCAAAGGUCUGUUCAUUUUAGUCCUGGGAGCAGGAAAGAGACCAAUGAAUGAAGGAGUAGGAGGUUAUUAGGGCUGGGAUGAUAUGAUUUUCUCCCGAUUCAAUUCUUCUACAAUUUUUUGGAUGCCAAUUCGAUUUAAAUUGCGAUUCUACGAUAUCGAUUUUCUCGAGUUUAAGUCGGCAUUUUUAAACACCAGUGAAAGAGUUGAAUGAUUGUGAUUGUCUACUGACUAUUCCAGGAACCAUAUUUCCACAAAAAAUACAAAUCACAUGUCAGUCAGUUUUUAAGAUUUAUUCUUGAAUUUAAAAAAAAAAAAAGGAUUUUUGAACAGAAGGAUCGAUUUAAAAAUUGUAAAACAAAAAAUCGCGAUACUCAUGUGAAUCGAUUUUUUCUCCCACCCCUGGAGGUUAUGCUAUACUUUGUUAAAGCCAGUGCUGAAAUUUAUUUUUCUACCUUACAAAGAUUAUAUUUUGUGCUGCGUGACAUACUAUCGAUCUGCUUGAGAACCCAAGCUGAUAAUCCUCAAUUUAAUUAAACUUGUAAAAUAUUAUUUUACAUAAUUUGUUUAUCAUGUUAAUUCUACUUGCUUAAACAACUUACUCUAUUGAUUAAGUGAAUAUUUAUUUUAGUCAUAGGUUAUUUCAUUCUUUAGUAUUGCUCUGUAAGCUGUAUCUUGAAAAGUGGGGCAUGAGUAGAAACAGCUGUUGUCAUCAAUGUUACCCAAACAGUUCAUGAGUGAUCACAGAACAGCAGGCGACCCUGUCUGAGUCAGCAAAUUUACAACAAAGUUUUGUAGCCUGGUAAAGAAAAAAAAAAAUCUUCAAGGUGCAUCUGGUGCUUGGAAAACAUCCAGUGAGCAUUUUUUAAUUCGAGAAGUUUUACUGGGGACAAGAUGUCUGUUACACAAUACCCAUACAGCACCGACUGGAGCAAAAUCAGCUUCAGAUCAGUUUUGAUGACAAAAAUUUAUGUAAACACAAAGCUUGGACUUCAAUGAAAACUGACUACAAAGACAAGUUUCGCCUCCAGCAGAUAAAAAUGACAUCAGCCCUCAAGUUACUCGGCCUGAACAUCUGCUUUUCUGCAGAGCUGGUCAAAUAUUCAUAUGAGGCCAAACACAUUUGAGAGGAAAUUUACAGCUACAAGCAACCAGUCAUGUGCUGUUUAUCUGUCAAAUUUGAAAAUUCUGUUUUCAUAUGGUGAUAAAAUGGAAAACUGGAUUCUGUUGAAGACGCUGGUCUAAAAAGUACCCAAGAAAACGAGGACUUUUAUUUAAUGUGGGGAUUCUUGAACUCAGGAAUGAAGGGGAAAAUAAGCUGUGCUGCUUAAGAUUCAUAGGCUGUCAUAGCACUUGUUAUAAGCAAUAAAUCUCAGCAAUCAGUAGGUGUCGGAAAAAGGACUGAAACAUGUUCACCAAAUGAAAUCUAGUUCAUUUUUGAGGCAAACAGAAGACAAAGGAGAAGAAAAUUCAAACAAACCAAAAAUCUAAACAAAAGCACCUGCAGCACAGGCCCCACUUUGUUCUAGACACAACUGAACGAGGUUAAACCAGGACACUCAUGAAUGACUUCAUGAAUGACUUCAUGCUGAGACUACAUGCAAGUCAUAAAUGAAAAAAGAGCCAGAUUGUCAGUGUGGCAAAAAUAUUGCACAAUUUCCUGAUUUCUGCACAGAUUUUUAGUUGGUUUCUAAGAAGAAAGGAUUCUAGUGAUAAGUAAAAAAGUGCAAAAUGUGAAUCUGGAAGUUUUUUUUUAAUAAAAUGACACUGUGUGACCCAUAUCCACCAAUUAAAUCGGCUCCAUUUCCGGCAGUCCACACAGAAUCAGGUUGCGGUCUAGUUAUCAAAUUAAAAAAACCCAAAGCUCCUGGCUUACCGAGUAACGCAGCUGAGAGCUGAGAAUUUACCGUAAAUGCUCCAGUCCAUGUGCUCACUGGGGCCUUGGUUCAAAGCAAGGGCUUAAUGUAAUUCUCUGCCACAACAGGAUUUGUAUUAGUCCCAAAAGGGUCAGUGAGGUUAAGAGCCGUUAAGUAGUAGUGUUUAAAUCCUUUCUAAGCUCAGCCACCACAAUACAGGGCCCCCCACACCCCAUUGGACUCGUUUCACCUCAGGGUGUGAUUUGGACAACCCCGCGAAGGCAAAGGGGAAGGUUGCAGCGUACGCACGUGCUGGUCAGCAUUCUUCCACGAUCUCUUGCUAUGCUGAAUGACAUAAUGCAUAGUAUGACCAUUGAGUGGGGUAGUUUUAGAGGUUGUGCUUUGGUUUUGACUUAAUUGUUAGCCAAGCUUGUUUACUACAAGGGCCAACUUGGGUUACACAGACUCCAGGGACUUAACUGCUGUAUCAUUGGCUUCUCUGCUCACAGUGGGACAGCGUGUCAUUGAUAAGUGAAGGACUGCUGAAGGACCCUUUCUGAGGUAUCUACCUAAACUCGUUUCCCCUUUAAAAAAAAAAAAGGGCAACAUGAAUCCUAGUAGAGCUACCCAUUUCAAAAACUUUGCACAAAUAUUGACAAAAAAGCAUAAUCCUCAUUCAACAGUAUCUCCUGUUACAUAAGUACCAACAAAUCACAAUAUGAUUGAAAAUCCUUUUGCAAAGUUUUAGGGCCAGCAUUGCUGGUUUGAAACGAACUUGGUGCCGCACUGCAAAGCUGUUAGUGCGUCUUAAUUAGGAACAGAUUUACUCAAGAUGCAGAUUACAUCAGAGAUUGGCAUCCGUCAUGACAGGCAUGAUCACUGAGGUAACUGGGAUGGUGGCCUGGUUUACAGAUCUCUACCUUCAGGACGCUUACUGUGCAUUACUUGUAAUCACAGUGGAACGUGACAUAGUGCCCUGUUAAUACCGUCCCAAUUACAGGAGAUGAAAUGAAAAAGAGUUGAUGAAAAAAAUCUCUAUUUGUACUUAAAGAAACGAAUGAUAUGUUCAGAUCAGCUGGAAUUUUUGAAUUCAAUGAACUCUUUACAAAAACUUUUGCCACAAAGAUCUAACUGAUGCAAUGUGACUUUAUGAUGACGACAGGUACAACACUUUGAACUAUAUUAAAAUAUCUUUAACAACUAUGACAUGGAUUAAUGCCAAAAUUGGUUCAUAAGAGUGAAUCAUGACGAAUGGGGCUCUAAUCUGAAGUGAUCAACAACCUUCGCUGAGCGUGCUCCAGUACAGUAACACCACAUAGUUUAUGUGUCUGUCCAUCACUUUCAAGUCUAAGCUGCUCCAGUGGAUGGAAAUCUGUUCAAGGAUUGUAGGUCAGCUACUUCAGAGACUCUGAGUCAGCCUACAAUAAAAACAUGUUGAGGCUGAAUAACAACAUUAUCUCUGACCCUGACUAUGUUCACCACAGUGAAUAGGAAAUAUUAUCAAAUUAGAGAUACAGAGUCCCACAUUUUAAUAAUGUCAGACAGACACUCUUUUGUUCACCAGUUAAUUCCAGAUUUGAAUAUGGAGCUGAAUUACAGAUCCAAAGUAUGUUGGUGACCUCUAAAUAUGCUGUUUGGGGAUAGACAUGUGUUCAGUAUCUUGUCCCUUUAUGAUGCAGAGCAAAUUUCUGACAACAAAAUCAUAUCAUAUUCAUCCCCACCAUCAUACAAACUUCCUGCUUAUAUCUAUGCUUUGCAACCACAUUUUAAAUAGAGGGAAAAUGAAAAUUUGUUUUAAUAGUUCAAAUAAAAACAAAACUGAACUAACAACAAGACCUUGUAUGAAACAUUCUUCAAUAAUUCGCCCAGAUACACAUCUGUAAAAACUGCAGCUCUGAUAAAAGAUAUAGAUAAGUGACAAAGCUGAUCCUCAGACUCUGACUCUUUAGUCGUGUCUCUGCUAACACUACCCCAAGGCUAUCCUUUUUUACCCUAUUUGUGGUAAGUAUUUAAGCUUUGUCAGUUGUUCUUUUAGUUUGUUAGGAGAUUUAAAGCCUUUGGAGCUGCCUCUCAGAUUGAGUCUUGUAACAUUUCUGAACUACAUGGGUUGACAUGAAGCAGUUUUGACCUAUAUUGUCGGCUGAAAUUAUACCACUGAGGUUUUGGAUAAAUGUCAAAUGUUUGAAAAAGUGUCCAUCUUUGGAUAGUUCAUUUCAAAAAAACUUUGCCGACUUCUGGUCUGAACUGCAUCUCCUAUGGGGGUGAUUGUUUACCCAGUGCAGAUUUACCUUGGAUGAACCAAAGUAUUUGGCUGCGGGUAGACGUGGGCGAGAGAAGGAAAGAUAGAGAGACAAGGGGGAGAGAGAGACAGAGAGAGGGCGGGGGGGAGCAGAGAGAGGGAUAAAGGGUGGUAAAGCUACAGAAAGAGAGAGACAGAGACUGAGAUAGCACACAAGAGAGAGUGACCUGUGUGAGUGAUCUGAGAAGGCUGAGCAGCAAGAGGUUGAUUUAUAAUUAGAGUGUAUGUCUGCUCAAUACCCCUGCUGUUAUGGUGAUGGCUCCAUUGCAUAAAGAGGCGGCUCUGCUGCUGCUGCAAACUUAAUUUGAAUUGAUAAAUGCAUCUUCUAGCAUUUACCAAAAGCCACGUAUGCCAGCAUAGAAGAUUUAUACAAGAUAACCAUCUUUGGAUGUACUUUUUUGGUUGCUGCAGUCACUUGAAGGCCUGACACAUCAGAAUUAACUUGUUUUAAAGGAUUUUUAAUCUGUGUAUGACGUAGAUUUAUAAUCACAGAUUAAAGCACAACAAACUUGGAACAAGCCGGAUCUCCAAAUGCACUAGAAAUUCAGUGAUCUUGUUAAAAAAAAAAAAAGUGAGUUUAAUCCUUUAUUUAUGUAAUGUAUUUGGACACAUUCUGCUGUUGAGAAGUUUUUCUUAGGUCACAUAUCAUCUGGCAAUGGAAAUGCAACUGUUAUCCCUAAUGCUGCCUGGUCUUGGGAGUUUAAAAAAGUUACGCAGAGUUUACACGGCAAAAAGCUGAUGAUUUACCAUUUGUUAAGACAAAAGUGGGAAACUAGAGUACAUUCCCGUAAACACGUUUCCCCUGAACAAUGAUGACCAAAAUUUGAAGUAGUACACAGGUAGUACACAAAUGGAACUUUGUGACCAAUGCGGAGCCACUGCGAUAGUGCUAUCUUUCCAUUUAAAUUAAGACUAUAAGUAUGCCAUUUGGACAGAUAAUCCUUUUUUCUGAUCCAUUUUUUUACCCUUCCAACCCCGCAUACAGUAAAUGAAUAUCAUGUCUGCACUUAAGUUGCACAUUUGUAUUACAAUUCAUGUUUGUACUUGGCAAAAUAUGAUGUUGAGUUUAUUAAAACACCUCAGAAAAUUGUAUAUACCAAGUCAUUUUUGUCAUGUCUGAGACACCACUUGACAGUUUUGAAGCAAAACAAAAUAUCCUUCAGCAAAGAAAAAAACAACUUCAAAAGAGUGUUUAAGAAAUAAUGACUUAACUAUUGACCAAGAUCUGGAGUAAAAUCAAAACACCUAAUUUAAUGUUGGCUUAAAAGAAACAAACAAAACAAAGAUGAUCACCUCAGGGCUGUUUGCGUUGCCAGCCGAUCAGACUGAAAGUUAACAUCCAUUAGUUUUAAUCACAGAGACAAAUACAUUCUGCUCAAAACCAAAACACAACUGCAUAACUACAGCAACAUAAAAAAGAGAGAUUGCAAUUCAAUCAUCUGCAGUUGGGAAAGAGUAAAGAACAUCUCUCUGUGUGUGUCUUAGCAUGGCAUGCCUCGGUUUGUGGGUCCUUCUCACGCAGCAGAACUUUCAGGUACGCUUACACAAGGGCAGAAUGUCUAUUAACCAAGUGUGGAUGGCAUCGCUCUUUCCGGCAGGUGAAACACUUGAAAACAAACCAGAUGUAAGAAUACUCAUGCCAGGGCUUGCUGAGAUGUUUGUACAGUGGGAUGGCCAUGAAGUAACAGUGAUUUUGACCAGAAAAAUCCAAGCAGAUGGACUGAUCUCCUGAAACAAUCAUGACUCGCUCUUUGGCUCUUAGACAGGCACAGAGGCAUGUUUUUGAGCAUUACAAUAAAUCCAUCGGAUAGUUUAUUUACACCAUAGGUUCAGAAAAGUCAUGAUGUAGUCAGCAAAGAUGGAUGACCGAAUACUCCACAAUCCUUUGAGAAGUCCAAUCCCCCCUUUAAAUCUAGAAAGAAAGAAAAAAAAAGCUACUCCUGCUAAAACUUCUUGGCACAACAUGACAGCGCCCUCUGCAGGGCAGAAUACUCAACAGCUCCAUUUCUUGUUAAGCCAAAAUAUAUUUUUCUGAACUACGGUGUAUACAAGAAUUAAGUUAAUUAUAGAUAUGUCAUAGAUGACGUAGUUGUGGAAACUGAUUCAAUUACUGUAGUUGGAUGAUAUUGGCUGGAAAUUCAUCUUUUCGAUAUUUAUCUUGCAUCCCCAAAAUAUUAAACUGUAAACUAUCUGGUCCCAACCCCUGGACUAUAUAUAGAGACUAACCAGAAUUUUUGAAAAGUCCUAAACAGCAUGGACAGCUGAUACACACACUGUCAAAGGCAUAUCAAAUCAAUUCUAUCAGCUGGUCAACAUAAAUCAGCAGUUUGGCAUGCUUCAAAUAACUUGUACUUGUUUUUUCAUGCAAGUAUACACCAUUAGGUUGGUUAAUUUGAGGCAGUGUUUCACGGAAAAAGGCAAAAGGAAUCAAUCUGGAGGCCCGCUGAAGAUUAAGUGGUCUACAUUUGACAAUUUUCUGGACCAACAUGUAGGGCGGACUAACUGUGUACUCCAUAGAGCAACACCACAAGCAUGUCCGUAACACUAACAUGUAAUAUUGUGUUUAACUAAAACAUAACAUCAAGGCAAACAUAUUAGGAGUUAAAUAUAAUUUCCAACUUGCCUAGUUUACAAAUGCACCACUGAAGUCACUUUCAACCUUUUAUCCAUUUCAAACAUGCAUACGGUAUCAAUGAUGGUGGUGCAGACAUUAAAUGAGCACACCUGGAGACAGCAAACACCCAAGCUUAAGCUCACAGCACUAUAUCCAACAGCUGUCGAAGAACAUGCUGAAUUUUAUGGGGAGUUUAUGGCCAGUUUUGUUCAUUAUGUUGACAUCGACAUUAAAAAAUACUAAUGAGUAUAAGCUAAGCUGUCGAGGGAAUGCUGUCAUGAAUUUUCCAGCCUCUAUACCACCCAAGAGGUUUGUUUGUCUGUUGCAAUCUUUUUUCUGAACUGGUUCCAAAACUAAAACUGCCAGUCAAACUUAAGUAAUCAUAAUGCCUUUCUGUACGUUCUUGUUAGAGUUAGGGCAAAACUUCAACAUGUAAACACUGGAAGUAUAAGAUCUUCUCUGUGAUUAAGGACAUGAGAGUAGACUGCUUCAGGGAUUUACAGUAAAGAAUGUGUGCAUCUGUGCCAUCUCAAAAGUGAUCUUCAAAAAGGUACAUAAACAUUUAAUAACUAUAUGCAAGAGUAAAAAUGACAGUUGGUGAUAAAUCAACUUUACAUCCUCUCCAUCAUUAGUUGCCUCAAAUCGGAUUUGAAUCUCCAGGAUAUUUUGCUCAUAAAAGAAAAUGGUACCCUUUUGCACCUAAUAAAAGAAACACAAAUUAACCCACAUCCUCAUUUUCUGGAAGAAAAUGCAGGUUACAGAAGGGUAUCAAAUACUUCAACCACCCUGGCUUCCAGUACCAACUUUCACACCCAACUUAAUUUAUCUGUAUGUCACAGCAUGUAGGAUAACGACGUAUAUAAUUCUGCAAACAUGGUCAUUACUAAGGUGUCAGCAUGAACAUCUUGCCCUAUCAUCAAUGUAAUAAUCAAAGCUCGUGCAAUUAACCCCCCACAUUCAGGUGUUAUUCAUAAAGCUGUAUGCAUCAACAUUGCGCACCCUCAGGUGUUUGCAGCGUAGAUACCUUGCAGAUGAUAUGAUUAUAGAUUUCAACUUUUUUGAUUGCUAGCUGGGAGUUACCUUUUUACAUUAAACCUAACAACAGAGAGCAAUGCAAAAGAUGUGUAAGACACAUGAAUGUAGAUGAAAACAUAUUUUCAAAAACUGAAACAUAUGAGCCAUAUGAAGGAAUCAGAAGAGGACAUGAUUGUAAUAAAAAGGAAAUGUCAGAAAAACAGCUUGAAGCCUAUGUCAGAUAUUCAGUAGUCUGUUUGUUCAGUGAUUUCUCAUAGACAGCUUGAUUUAAAUGUGGUAAACAGAAGGAUAACUUUGAACAGAAAGAUGUGUGUUAAUUUCUAUUUGAUAAAACACAGAGUUUUGAAGCUCAGAUAAUGAUAUAAGCGCAAGGAGUUUCAACUGCAUUAUAAUGUAACAAUAUAAUAGUAUUCCCAUGAUGAUGGUAAUUAGUGUGUGAGGAUGAGACUGGAGCCGGUGACGUCAAUGGCAGCAACUCGGGAACAAAGACGUCAUUUUCUCAGAACCAAGAUUUAAUAUUCUCUCUCUCCAGUUAAAUUUGAGCUAAUUAUUGUUAUGUCCCAAUAGUUCACUACAACCAGUUGUCUAUUCAACUGUGACUUUUUUAAAUAGGGCCUUAAGAUUUAAGACUGAGAUUAAUUCCAUUGUCAAGUUUAGGAGGAGCAAUUUACAAACUACCAACACCAUAUUCAAUAGUGCAGGUUUUUUCAGCAAGAAUCAAAGCAGAACUUUUCUGUGGAGAUGGUGCACCAGUUUUGCAUAUAAAUGAACAAAGUUACUCUGAGGGCUACUUACUCCAACAGAAAAAGUUAUUAUGGAUGAUUUGGUAAUUUUUGAGAUAAUUACUCAUCAUCAUCCCAUUUUAAGGCAGACCAGCUGCAAUUAUAGGCUGAUUUUUGCAUGUUGAUAUUAUAGAGUUCUGCUCUGAGCGUUGAUAUUGUGGUGGUUAAUUGGCAUAUAGACCUAGGAGUCUUAGAAAUCCUUGUACAGGCAUUAAAGUAACGAUUCUGAAAAUAAUGAGUCAUCUCUUAAUUCCUGUUACAGAUUGUGAGUUACUCAAACCCAUACCAAAGCAGUCUUACAAUCUAUUUAUGCGUAUUUGUUGGGGUCUUGCAUCUCUAUGGCCUCUUUUGCUGCAAAUCAAAAAGCAUAAGAAAUGUUGUACUGGUUGCCUUUAAACAUCACACACACACACACACAAUACCAGGAAAUAUGCCUCCAAUUCUCUUUGUUCAAGUCCAAAUGCUAAAACUUCAGGUUGUUUCAUGUCCAUAAACCCACUGAGGGAGAUGCAAAACAAAAGCUUAGGGCUUUGUUUGUUUUGAGUUUGUUGAAGGCAUUCACAGGUCAGUUUUUAAGUGCAUGAAAUAAAACUGAACAUAAUGCUAUCUGAGAACAAAGAACACCAGCCACUAUUUAUUCCCAAAACGUUACCAAGUUUCAGACUGCUAGAUAUCACUAAAUACUUCAAUAUCUGCACACUGCACCCUUUAGAUUAUCUGAAAAUAGUUUCCAAGUCCAUCUUUCCGAGGGCAUGUCAGAGCUUUAUUGCCUCAAGUUUUUGGCAACCAAAAAGUCACAUUACUUAGAUUUCAGAAAUAGAAGCAAGCAAUCUCGGGACUUUUUAUCACCGUGGGAACAUCUAUGAUGUUUCAGUGUCUCUUAGAAGCACCCUGGGAGGCUAAAAUUAUCUAGUUUUUCCAUUUUUAGAAUAGCUGUGAAAAGCUCAUUGGAAAUUUUUUAAAAUUGGGGUGCUUCUCCAACCAGACUUGAGGCAUUGUGUGUUAAAUUUAGUAUCAUAAAUAGCUGCUAAAGUAACACUCUUUUGACACUGACUGGAUUUACUGGCUGUUUAAAUAUAAAAACAGUAGAACCAACUCUUCUAUAGCAAACAACAAACAGCAAGCAACCACUCUGGAGAAAUAAUGAUAAGGUAAAACCAUGUGUAAACAAGUAGGUCAGCAGUACCAACAUUAAAUGAAUGCACCAAGGAAAGUGGGCAAGAAAGAGUGGAAGGAGACAUGGGUUGAGAACCACUACCUCAACAGAAAUAUCAAAAUAAAACAAUAAAAAAAUUAUAAUAAUUAUUAAAAAAAAAAAUGCUUUUAGGGGCCCUGAGAGUUGUCUACAGGGGGGGCAAGUGACCCACAAAAAAACCUACUACAGGCCAAAACCGCCAUGCAACCAGGCCGAAAAUGCCAUGCAACACUACCCAAAUAUUUAUAAGCAGCAAUAAGCAACAUAAUAACACCAUUUCUUUGGAAAGACAACAGCGUCGCACAGAAAGUCUGAGCAUAAAGAUAAGCAUGGGUAAGAAGCAGUUACUCAGCUAGUUUGUUGACGUGAAGCAGUGCGUCGGCGGCCCAGCGGACAGUGUAGGAAGUCUCUCCCCUCUCAGGUGUCUUUGGUUCUUGGUCAACAGCUUGUAGAAAGGGCGUUUGGGGUCAGCAGCUGAUGUGGGGAAACUACCAAUAUCACAGAGGGGCAGCUAAGUCGCAGCAGGGGAGCACAAAAAUGACAAUUUUCGACAACAACUUCCUGAAUCGUCCAUUUCAACAUUCGCCAGGUGAGCGCAAAUAAGACGCAGAGCGCAGUGCAGCCGCGCGCGAGCAAAAACCGCGACAGUUUAAAAGUUAGGGGGCGUGAGAAGGAAAACACCCGGAUGUGAGGUUGUUUGCACACCUUGAAGAGAAAUACUUAGAGGUCUACAUAAUUUAGUCUUUAUAGGUUAAUAAUUAAUUUUUCAGUUGCACGUUGAUACUUGUGUGUAAUCACCUAAAUGUAAACACUGGUUUGUUUGUGUCGACUUUGAAUGGGCUUUUUCUAUCUAAACAUGGACAGACCAUAGGGGAGUGUGGGGUAAGUUGAGCCACCCCCUGUUGCUUGGAAAUGGUAAAAGAAAUGGAUCAUGUGACCAAAUAUUUCGGAGAUGGGCAUCAAUUCAUGGAGUCUGUGAAGGUUAGAAGCACAUGGGUAAAGAGGUUAGACAUUUAUUUACAAAAAAAAAACAAAAACCUUUUUCACUCUUCAAAGUGAAUUUAAUCUGUCCUAAAUUUUAUUAGAAUUGUGUUCAGACCAAAAAAGAUCAUUUAAAAUCUGUUUUAUACAUCAAUUGUGGUAUUUAUGAACUACAACAUGAGGUCAAAACCAAGCAUAAAACUCCACCAUUUUAGCUUAGAGGACUAAUAAAGUCAUAAUAGUAGUUCAGGGGUAAGUUGAGCCAGUGGUUCAACUGAGAAAGUAAAGGAGUUUGAUGAGAGGAUCAGAGUUUCAGUUCAGAUUGUUGAAAUGUGUUACUUUGUCUUUUCAAAAAUACAGCUGUGAAUGUUCUGAAUCACUUAAAGGCAUUCUCGUGUUAAAAUGGAUUUUUACAAAACAGCUUUUUAGCAGUUAUAUGCAAUAACAAUAAAAAGAAUUAUCCUACAAGUUGAAUAGGGUAUAAUAGAUAAAGAUACACAUGAAUGUGAAGAAGUGACUGUUAUUUAGGGAGAGAGAAGGUGAGGGAGGGCUGGGGUGGAGAGUGGGGGGUAGUUGGGAUACGGCUCAACUUACCCCACUCCUAUGGUCAACUUGCCCCAUACAUAGGGUAAGUUAACUAUGAUUGCCUUGAUGUAGUGAUCCAAAAUAUGAAAAAUGGCUCAUCGUACCCCACUCCCCCCAAUUCCUCAGAGGCAUCCAACUUGCACAAAGCUAUGUUUCUUAGCUUUUAGUAGAAGGCAGAUCAUAGCACAGUUGGAGUUUAUGUGAGUAUGGACAAAAAAAACUUGGCAGUUCUGCUGGUGUACAAACUGUAGUAGGCCUCGUGGGUCCCCCAUAUUGAAUAGGUCUGAGUGUGUCUUUAGUGGUUGUUUUGAAAUGUUUUCUUCUUUUUUUAGGUUUUGGCUUAGUAUGGAUGACUGGCUUGAUCUUUUUCUGGCUGCGUCAGCUCCUUUAUCUCGCACCUUUGACCUCAGCUUGUUGGCUUUCUUCCUUGAUUGCAUUGCUGUUUAUUGGAUCGCUGGUGGAUUUCCUAUUGAUGGAUUAUACUCGUAUUCUGGUUGAUGUUUUUAACUUUUAUUAUUUCGUCUUUUAAGGGUGGCACUGAAGACCAAAGCAAGGCAAGAGCUGGCUUGCUGUACAGCUGACAUUUUAUUUACAUACUCUGUAUCACUUUGAUUUUUUUCUAGUGUAUUUGAAGACAUGUGCAACAUGUGAUGUGGAUUUAUGUUGCCAUCCAGGUUUUUUUAUCUUUGACUUCUCCUUCAUUUCAAUUUGCAUGGGGAAUACAUGCAACUUUGAGUGGAAUACAAAACAGCAGUAAAAUUAAAUUAUUCAAGGGAGACAUAAUCCCUCAUAUUUCGGCUGAUUUUAUCGAGCGAUGGUUAAAAACAAAAACAAUAACACAAAAAUGCACUUAACCAUGCCUUCCUGUAUGGUAGAACUGGCUCUGCUAUCAGUUGUUUUCAAACCUCUACAUACCUGAUUGGAGAUAAAGGGAAAAGUCAUGUCAUUUGAAAAUGAGGAAUGAGCUCUCCUCCUUUCCCAUAAAACGAGAGAGUCGCAGGGCUCGGCAGAGGCCAAGAGCGUCUCUGAAACAGCUGAUUAGAUUACCCCGCUGAGGCUGUGGUUAGGUUUUAGGCUGCGCCUGCUACCGCCGACACUCACCUCAGCUGCCCUCUCUUCUGUCUCUCAUCUUCCCUUCAUCCCAGGCUCACAGUCUGGCCCUUGCAGAGUAACAACUCCCCCUGUAGGAUCAAGCCAGGACUUCAACUUGAAAACCUCAAAUGCCUGGCUGCAGCUUGGGAAGUCUUUUGAGGUGAGCAGACUGCUGCGGCACAUGUUUUGAGUGGAUUAUUUUUUUGAUUUCCUUUCAUUUUGGAAGAAAAAGAAUCAUGAAUACAGGAGUGGGUGUAAGACUACUUAAGAGACAGAUGGUGCAAGUCCUUGACUUCUAUUGUUACAGUCUCUCUAAGUAAAAACUCAUGCAGAACAUAACAGUUUUACGGAAAGACAAGCUUGCCUAUAGAGACCACAGGCCAGUUCUGAUUCACUGUGCAGAGACAAACUUUUCAAAAAUCCUGCAGAUCUGGUAAGUGUAAGGAAGAGCUGGAAUGGAAAGUAGAUCAAUAUAUCAUUCAACAUGUAUUAAAACAAGCAUAAUAUCUGACAGAUAGUAUAGAGCUUUUUUUCCCCCUCAGAGCAUAUUAAUGCACUGUGUUUCAGCAGCUGUCCAUGUGCAUUGUCAGUGAAUGAAAUUUCAUUUUGAGAAAUUAAAGUGCCUGUGUGUGUCUUUUAGAGUGACUCACGUCCUUUUUCAGUAACAAUUGAAUUUAAGAAAUGGCAGGUGAGCAGAGUCUAGGUAUCAAAGAUGAGCCAGCUCAUACAUUAUUCAGUCAUCAAGACAUUCAGUGCGUAACUAUUUCUUUAUUGCACCAACAUUUUCUCUUUCAGAUAUCAUCUCCUGUGAAGCCUGUUGUCAAAAAAAUACAGAGGUAGCCAAAACCCGCAGGCUUGUCGGAUUGUGGAAUGAAAAGCUGGAAUUUAUCUGCAUCAAUUGUGAAACAUCCCUGUCAACUCGAAACAUCCUUCACCUUUACAUGGAACUGUUUCACAAAAAAAGUUUUAAAAGAUUUACAAGGUGAAUUCAGUUGAUGGUCUAUGGACAUUCAUAUUAAUGUAAACCAAAGCAACAGUAUAGCUCCUACUUGCAUCCAAUAAAACAAAGAUUUACUGUUCUUUGUUAUUUAUUCGUCUUUUUAUGUCCUCUGCAAUUUGGGAAACAUUUGAUGUGUUGUCAUGACAAAACUUUUCUGGUGAUACCUACUGAAACAAAGGCAGAAUGGCAUAGAUAGAAAAUCAGCAAUGUAUACUUGUUGAUAAUACCUGUUUAAUGGAUAGAGUGCAGCCUUACUUCAGCCAACUAAUUAGAGUAAACAAGACCUUAAAACCAAUUACAGUAUUAAACAGCUUACUGAAGUGAAGCACUGAGGCCCUGAGCUACUAACGUGACAUCGACAGACAAAUAAUCACCUUUUAUCAAAUUUGUGCUCACAGGGUGCACAGCGCAGUGAGGGUAGAAUCCAGUGAAAGAAUUAGAAAAGAAAAUAUAUGCGUUUUAUAGACUAGUCUGUGGCUCUGGGUGUAUUGUAAUAAACAACAAGGCAUAAAGAAAGACAAUCUUGCACUUAAGAACCUGAAUCAGACUCAAGGUGCCAACAAAAUUAAAGCAACAAAUCGUAACUCUCACCAUAAUUCGAGCAGCAGAUUCUGCAUUGAUUAUAAAAAUUGUCAUUUAAAUUUCUUUUUUGAUUCUUAAAAAUUUUAGGUCAGCUGUAGCCCAGCUUAAACUGCAUGCAUGUCUGUGUAAACGGGACUGGAAUAAGUCUAGGUCAUGUGGCGCUUAUUUUACCUCCACUGCAAACAUCACAACCUUCACCUUGUGCCGUUAAUUCCAGCAGAUUUAGAUCAUUUCCCAAGUAAAACUGCACUUGGAAAUUACACGCAUGAUUCCCAAUGUAAAUAGUGGAAUUAAACUUUGACUGCGCCUCUUCCUGUUAAUUUCGCAAUCUUCUCAAAUGUCCGUGCUAUAAAUACAACAUUUAAUAACUGAGAACAGAGAAAACAACACAGCCUCUAGACUGUAAAACACAAGGAGAAAAAGGCUAAACAAGAUAAGUAAAUAAGUGUCAUAAAUCAAAGGUAGUUUUAAGCCAAAGCAUUAUGCAUUGAUAUAUAGGUAGGUGGCAGGGGGCGAAACAUUUCGUCUGUUCGCUGGCUGUUGCAGUUACUGGCAGACUGUGAUGUUUCAGAUGGUGGCAGGUUUCCCUUCCAGCAGUCUGUCAGUGUUGGCUCUGAGCCACCUGUGAGUCAGGUAGGGCAAGUGAGGACAGCUUGGCAACAAUACACUGCGAUACACGAGCCCAGGAGAUGUUGUGGGAUUUGAGAGAGCAGGCCACUAUCUGACCUGGUUCAGUGAGAAUUUAUAUCUGUGUUGCCUUUUUCUCUCAAACAUUACAGGUUUAACAAAAUCAGCUGAUGUAAUGCAAAAUCCCCUGAAGAUAGAAGUUUUAUUUUUUGGUAGCCUUUAUGUCGUUUCAGCUUAUCAAUAAGUACAGAAAGAAAUGUUGUCCUUUACACCUUUGAUUACUUCAGUAGUAUUGGUGAGUCGAAGAAUUUCUCAGCCUGCUGUCCUGGGUUCAAAUGGAAAUCUUUUUAUUCUUGAAAAUGAAUCUAACAGCAUAUUAUUUAUCGUCAAAGAUAGUCUAACACUCUGACAACCAACCACAUCAAGUUUUAGUCAAAAUGCUUUUUUUUCCAUUUGGUAAGUGACACCAAAUUAGGUUUAAAUCAGUAACAACUAUGUACGCUCAUCUCUGCAUUUGUUUGUCUGUUUGAGUUGUUCUCUGUAAUCCCAAAAAAGGAAGGUAUUUAGUGUUUUAAAAAAGCAGAGCUUGUAAAGAGCCUAUAAAACUUCUUCUUUUGAGGGAGUCUGUGUGUUUCAUUAAAAACUGGCGAACUUAAAAGACUUGAUAUUCACCAUCUUGCGAGACCUUUAAUCUUAAAAAUCUUGGUUCAAAAUAUCUGCAAUGAUUCUAAACUUUCCCAUUUAAAAAAGCAAACACUGAAAGCCUCUUAAGUAUAAAAGUUUGUGAAAAAGGGACAAAUUUCGAGUUCGCUUGAUAACGACUGAGACCCGAGCCGAGGUCAACCUCUGAUUAAGCAUGUGCUAUUGGAGGUCCAACUGUGUCUUUACAGAAGUUUGUGAAAAAGACAAAACAAAAAAGCAGGCUUCGCUACUGAGAACACGUUGUAUCCUAAUAACAGCUGAGAUCCAAGUGGAGGUCUAACUUCCAACUGUGCCUGCACUUGCAUUGUCACAGCCUGGAAAAUAUAUGGUCAGCUAAAGAAAAAAUAUAAAGUUUAUAGCAGAAAAGUGCCAUAAUUCAGAAGUAUAUGCAAAGAAUGAUACAUGUUUGUCUGUGAGACCUGUAAUGCCAGUAAAAAUGAAAAUAAGCUUACUAAUGGAACAUUUAAUACCUUAAAGCUGCUGAGGGACUUUUGGUUUCUGUUGAUUUUGGUGCCUCCCUGUGGGCGAAGAUAGCACCUUGUGGCUUUGCUGAUCAUGUUCUGCACUGACAAAGUUUUUCCUGACUGAAACACUUUUUUCUGUAAGUUAAAUACAGUAUGUCGACAUUGUGAAUGUUGUCUUUAAUAGUCCUAAAGAGGAAUUAGUUUCAGUCUAUUCCACACUCAGUAAAAAAAUUCCUGACAGUGGCUUUGAGUGGGAUUUAUUUAGCUUCUGCAUGAUCGAGACAAACAUUUUGGCAACAUGGUCAUUAGCAGAGAAACUGACAUUCCACGUAGAGGCCUCUCUUUAUGAGUGAUCUAUUAAUGAGGAUGCUUGAAAAAGCCCCAAACAGACACACUUCAAUAAGUAACCAGAGUGACGUCCUGCGGACUGCGGGUUCGUUUCGGGUCAUGGUUAAUAUGUGGAAAGACAGAGAGGGAGGACUUGCUUUGAUAGUCUUCAUUAUUACUGAGGACACAGAACAUCAAAGCAGCUAUUUGAGCUGCAGCUCUAUUACACUUGAUUUACAGCCCGGCUGUGCUGUUGGAGAACGUGGUGUCACAAUACACUCGUUGUUUACUUUUAUCACAUAAAAUUUGAUUCCCCACAUUAAGCAUGGAGUUCUGGAUACUGUUUGACAGCAGUUCCCCUCAGACUAAAAGCAGAUAUACACGUAACAGUGAGAUGUUUUUAUGCCUCAAGAUGUUUUCCUGUCAACACUCAUCGUUUUGAAUUGUGUACAUAUUCUCUCUGCUGCUUUGGGCCUUUUUGAUUAAAGUUUGUAGCUUUUUAAUUCAAGUUUUCAUGUUGUUUGCAUGCAAUUUUCAUGCUUCCUUUAAACUCCAAUGAGUACACAGUUAUUAAAUUGGUAACGUGAAAACAGCUUUACUAAAAGAAAACUUCAAUCUUUGGAUCAAAUUUAGAAAGGGAAAAGUUUGUAAUUGUAUGUCAUUUGGAUCAGCGUUCAUCCCUGCACUUCCUUAAAACACAGUUUAACCAUUUUAAGACUGAAUUAUUCCCUACAGCUUGUUUUUAUUUAGAACAGUUAUAUACAGAACUCAUGUUAGAUUUUAACAGUGAUACUUCUAGCCGGCUGUGUAUUUCAGGGUUGUUGUGUCAACUCAGGACAAGGCAACAGAUCCUGUAGAUACGUCUCAGAGGAACAACAAAAGUCUAAAUUCCCCGAACUAGUCCACUUCCAAAAAAAAAAAACCCACACUUGUUUACAAUUGGCCUUACGCUUGUCAAUCCUGUGUGGCUCCCAGCUUCACCUUUACCUUGUGUAACAUCCAGAUUUAAUACUCUUCAAACUGGGAGAUAAGCUACAACAGCCAACUGUUGCAGAAAUAUCAGGACAGCAUCAAAAACAGAGUCACUCUCAUCACUAAAACAGGAAGUAAUCCAUAAAGCACGUGUUGUCACAAAAAAAAGAGAUCUUUUUUUUCCUCCUCUUCAGAGAAAAACUUAAUUCCUCCACUUUCGCAGUGUAGGAGCUUUCAGUGCCCACUCAAAUGUAAUCUGCCUCCUGCUAGAGUAUGAGAGACUCUCUAUAUCGAUAAAUGAAAAUGAACAGCCUGGCUGUGUUUGUGCUGAUGUUUGGAGUGUGUCCUGUGCCUUUUUGCUCAUAUAAUACUCUCUAAAUUAAAGGCUGACUGAGAGGAUAUGUAGUAUUUAAUGUACAACUGCAAUAAAUCCAUCGGGGUUGAUAUGCCAGUUUAUUAACCACUGAACUGUUGUCUUCAAGAAGCAGUUCAGAUUAUCGCCUCAGAUGUAAGGUAUAUGUGUGUCUGUAACCUAAGAUUAUUUCUAAGAUAUCAAAUUUCACUUGUGUGUAAUCUGUUGUUGUGAGACAUUUGUUUGAAUUUUAAUCAAACUUCUUUGUUGGUUUAUGGCUUUCUAUAUCUAAACUCUUCAACUGCUUUGUUUAUAUCUUCUUAUUCACUAUUUCUUAUUGUUAAGCACUUUGUAACGUUUCUGAAAAGUUUAAUUCCAAUAAAAUGAUCAUUAUAUUAAUGAUUCUCACAUCAGAGAAUAAAAAUUUAACAUUAUAGUUUAUCCAUAUCCUCAUUUAUCUGAUUUCAAUGGUUCAUUAAUGUAAAUUAUAAGUAAAUUAUAAUAACUGAGAAUGUGCUGCUGUUAUUUUUUUUUUUCAAUAAGUAAAUUUGCUUCUUAAAGUCAAAUAUAAUUUUUCAAUAUAGUUGUGGGGUUAACCACUGGUUUACUCAUCAGACACACACCUCACUGCUUUAAAAGUGUGUUAGUUUGUUUUCCUCAAAAACAGAUUGUUGUCAUUUUGUGUUUUGUUUAAGUGUAAGUGACCAAUUAUUACAUUCAUAUGGGCUUCAGGGCCGCUUGAUUCUACUAGGCAAGAGAUGAGAUAGUUAAAUUCUGCAGGGUAAACAUGUUUGAGUAACAGACUGUGAUUUUCCUCUUUACAGGUAUCUAGCUCCCCCUGGUGUUCACAGCAGUCCAUUUCUAACCAAGAUGCAAUAACCACGAUGGGGAUUCUCCACUUGUUUAGUACCCUUGAUGCAAAAAAAGUCGCCCCAGUCUCCCUAUUGGAGGAAAUGUCCCCCUCAGUCAAGUAAAGCCAAAAUGGAUGCAUGGUUGUAAAUAUAUAUUCAAAUAAUCUCUUUAUUCAUUCUAUAUAGUUGUACACCACUAAAGACAGUGAUAGGAGCACACAACGGGCAUGAACAUUUGUCAGUAAUAUAGAGGAGGAGGAAACUGCAGAUUUUGAUCAUAAAAAUAAGAACAUCUUCUAAAUCCUGGUGUUGCUGAAAGUACAUCAAAAACACAGGAGAAAUAAGACGGUAUGUGCCAGAUUGACUUCUUUUACUUGCUAUUGAUGUUUUUAUUCUGUACAGAGGGACAAUUUGUACAAAAUUAAUCUAGAUAUAUAACACUACAUGAAACAAGGUAAAUCAUAUAUACAAUAUUAAAUGAAUCAUAUAGUACAGGUCACAUACAAAAGGACACUUUAAGUUAUCAUGUUUUGGAAAUAUGUUAAAAUUAAAGAUCUGCAAAGAUCUUGCAGAAUGAGAACAAGCCACCAAAUCAUGUCUAAAUCAUCGCUUCUUAUCACGGACGACUUGUUUUUUCAGCACUAAAAUAAACCUCAAACAUCUCAGCUUAAACUAAAAAAACUAAAAAAAAAAUCAUAGAACAUCUCUCCCAGCAAGCAGGACUGUUUCAUAAAUGCAACAACCUCGACAACAGAAAUCAGUCAGUUUGGUGAAUGGCAUUCCUCCAGGGUAAAAGGUACAUGUUUAACAUGGUAGUUUAAAUUUACAUCUUUUUGCAUUCAAGCAAAUACAGUAUUAAUACAGUUAACAAGCCAAGUCACAAGUCUUUUUGUUUAUUUUCAGCAUCUGGCAUUUUUGUGGCCAUUUGAUACCAGUGUGUUUUAAUGUUGGGCAUCCUGAAAAGCCAGAAACUAAAAGUCCAGAAUCUGACAGCCACGCAACGAACCUCCAGAGACAAGACAAAGAAAUACAACACGCCAAAUAUGAAGGAUGUGGCAGACCUACCUCUUCAGUUUAAACAAUGGUACUGACUGGAAGAUAUUUUCCAACACUGAAAAACUUCCUUAGGAGAAUACAAUUUACAAAAAACCCGCAAACCAAACACAUGAAAGAAGGAUGGUAACAACAGAAACAUGCCAACCUUUAACUUAAAGGAUUUUUUGGUAGCUUUCGUCAAUAUACUCUGCGCAUUAAUCGUAUGUCAUCUGUGGGUAUGUUAAAAACUACUAAAGUCACCAGCUCUUAUGUUUGAAAAUAAAUUAAAUCCUAUUUUUUUAAUAAGACGGUUUUAAAAGAUGAGUGCUAAAAACCAUCAGCCAGUGGCGUUUUUAGCUAGAAAACGCUCUCUUCUAUUCAACAUGAACUAAUUUGUGAUUAUAUUUUCUUUAUAUAGAUAAUCAUUCCUAUUCAUUUUACAGUUUACAUAAAAAUCCGCUUCUCAGCCACCCCUCCGUCCUUACACAGCCAGUUUGUGCGACUCGCUUCACCCAGGUAUCAAAAACAAGAACUUGAAUCAGGGGAGUAA
Messenger RNA from Xyrichtys novacula (pearly razorfish), 32227 nucleotides. Lineage: Eukaryota; Metazoa; Chordata; Actinopteri; Labriformes; Labridae. The record is from the annotation of a GenBank genome assembly.